CAACAAUUGGAAAAAAAAGAGGAGGAAUCAUAGACAACAUAGUAAUCAAGAAUAAUACUAGUACAUCUACUGCUCUCCUGCCUAAACAACCAUCAUUUGAACAAACGCUCCACCCACAACCAUCAUCUUCAUCACCCUUUUCUUCAUUUCCUUGCUUUCUACUGCUGUUCUUGCUGGGUGCUUGUGUGUUUUUAGAUUUUGGGAUGAAUGGUUUGGUGGGCUGUUCUUGUUUGAGCUAUUGACAAAGUGGGCUCUCUCUCUCUCUCUCUCUUUUUGUGUAUGUGGUUGUUUUCUUGUUUGUUUAGUGGAUAAUGGGGAAUUGCUGGUGUGGGUGGGAACCUUCAGGACACAGAGUUUCUUCCAAUGUAAAGUCAGAAUCUCCAAAGGAUCAAAGUCCGUCAGAAAAAAUGAGGAAGGAUAUCAGGAAACUACCAUCAAAUCCCGAAGAAGUUGAGGACCUGCGUCGUUGUAUGGCAGCCAAUCCACUAACUGUUUUUUCAUUUCACGAGCUAAAGACUAUGACCGGAAAUUUCAGACAAGACUACAUGUUAGGGGGAGGAGGAUUCGGAAAUGUCUAUAAAGGGUACAUUUCUGAAGAUUUAAAAGGAAUUGAGCCGAUCCCUGUUGCAGUUAAGGUUCAUGAUGGAGACAACAGUCAUCAAGGUCAUAGGGAAUGGCUGGCCGAGGUAAUCUUUUUGGGGCAGCUUUCUCAUCCAAAUCUUGUGAAGUUGAUUGGAUACUGCUGUGAAGAUGAGCACCGAGUUCUGAUAUACGAGUACAUGUCUCGGGGUAGUGUUGAAAACAAUCUAUUUUCAAAAGUGCUGCUGCCUCUUCCUUGGUCUACUAGAAUGAAGAUAGCAUUUGGUGCAGCAAAGGGACUUGCCUUCCUUCAUGAGGCAAAGAAACCUGUCAUCUACCGUGAUUUUAAGACAUCUAACAUUCUACUGGACCAGGAAUAUAAUGCAAAACUCUCAGAUUUUGGCCUAGCUAAAGAUGGUCCAGAAGGAGACAAAUCACAUGUUUCCACCCGUAUAAUGGGAACAUACGGCUAUGCGGCACCAGAAUACAUAAUGACAGGCCACCUAACUCCCAGGAGCGACGUGUACAGCUUUGGAGUCGUUCUCCUCGAGCUUCUGACGGGGAGAAAAUCAUUGGACAAAUCAAGACCAGCCCGAGAGCAGAAUCUUACAGACUGGGCUAUCCCAUUGCUGAAGGAAAAGAAGAAGUUGGCUAACAUUGUGGAUCCAAGACUAGGAGGAGAGUACCCCAUGAAGGGUGUCCAAAAAGCAGCCAUGCUUGCGUUUCAUUGUCUGAACCGAAAUCCAAAAGCAAGGCCUCUAAUGAGAGACAUUGUUGAUUCCUUGGAACCUCUGCAGGCUCCUUACGAUGUUUCAAGUGAUAUGUCCUCCACUUUAAUUGUUUGUAGUGAGAGCUCUAAAUGAACAUCUUCACAACUCACCCAGUUGGGAUGUCUUGUAAAUGCUACACUUUAACAGUGGCAAGUUAGCCUCAUGAGAAUGUAAGAUGCUUGUAACUUUAUCUUUAUAUGUUUUUUUAUAAUAA
Messenger RNA from Sesamum indicum (sesame), 1563 nucleotides. RefSeq names its product putative serine/threonine-protein kinase PBL16. Gene Ontology annotation, biological process: protein phosphorylation. Gene Ontology annotation, molecular function: ATP binding; protein kinase activity. Lineage: Eukaryota; Viridiplantae; Streptophyta; Magnoliopsida; Lamiales; Pedaliaceae. The record is from RefSeq and is a predicted model, not a curated record.